This is a messenger RNA of Colletotrichum graminicola M1.001, 1386 nucleotides long. Its product is annotated as nicotinate phosphoribosyltransferase. The coding region runs from base 1 to 1386 and encodes 461 amino acids. Gene Ontology annotation, biological process: NAD+ biosynthetic process. Gene Ontology annotation, molecular function: nicotinate phosphoribosyltransferase activity. NCBI's taxonomy places the organism in Eukaryota, Fungi, Ascomycota, Sordariomycetes, Glomerellales, Glomerellaceae. The transcript is spliced from 3 exons. The record is from RefSeq and is a predicted model, not a curated record.
AUGGAUUUCAACAGCUCGUCGCCGUUCCCCGAGGGCGUCAUAUCCUUCCUCGACACCGACCUCUACAAGCUGACGAUGCAAUGCGCCGUCUUCAAGUACUUCAAGGACGUCCCCGUCACCUACGCCUUCACGAACCGCACCCCCGAGAAGAAGUUGUCGAGGGCCGCCUUCCAGUGGCUGCAGGACCAGAUCCAGAAGCUCGGCAACAUUUCCCUCUCGGACGAAGAAUACCGCUUCCUCAAGGCGCACUGCGAUUACCUCAGCGAUGAGUAUGUGCACUUCCUCAAGGACUUCCGCCUGCGCCCUCGCGAGCAGGCCGUCGCAACCUUCCACCCCGUCGGCGACGAUACGGGCGCCGACUCGGACAUUGGCGACCUGCACGUCGAGAUCAAGGGUGCCUGGCUCGACACCAUCCUCUACGAGAUCCCGCUGCUCGCCCUGACCUCCGAGGCGUACUUCCGCUUCAUGGACACAGAUUGGAGCUACGAGGGCCAGGAGGAGCAGGCCUUCGCCAAGGGCAUGCGCCUGCUCGAGGCCGGUUGCACCUUUUCCGAGUUUGGCACCCGCCGCCGUCGCGACUACCAUACACAGGCCCUCGUCUUCCGCGGCCUCGUCAAGGCCAGCAAGGAGGCCGCCGCCAAGGGCUUCGCCGGCCGCCUAACCGGCACCAGCAACGUGCAUCUGGCCAUGCGCUUCGGCAUCCCGCCCGUCGGCACCGUUGCCCACGAGUGGUUCAUGGGCAUCGCCGCCAUCCACGACGACUACAAGGCCGCCACCGAGCUGGCGCUGCGCUACUGGGUCGGCUGCUUCGGCGGCAAGCUCGGAAUCGCGCUGACGGACACGUUCGGCACGCGCGAGUUCCUGCGCGCCUUCAGCCAGCCGGUGCACCCCAUGGACGGCGACGAGAGCCGGUUCAGGACCGCCGACGGCACCAGGCUGCUGACGUACGCCGAGCUGUUCCAGGGCGUACGCCAGGACUCGGGCGACCCGGCCGACUACGUUAAGAUGCUGCGCCAGUACUACGACAGCCAGGGCAUCCGCGACAAGACGAUAGUCUUUUCCGACUCGCUCAACAUCGAGCGGUGCCUCGAGUAUAAGGACAUCUCGGAGAAGGCGGGCUUCACGCCGACCUUUGGCGUGGGCACCUUUUUGACCAACGACUUUACGCACCUCAAGACGGGCACCAAGUCAGUGCCCCUCAACAUCGUCAUCAAGCUGAGCUCCGCCAACGGCCGGCCGGCGAUCAAGAUUAGCGAUAACAUUGGCAAGAACACAGGCGAUAAGGACACGGUGGACAAGGUCAAGAGCCAGCUCGGCUACGUCGAGAAGGAGUGGAAGGGCGGCGACGAGACGCAGCGCUGGGGCAAGGAGGAGGACAAGGCGUAG